CAAUUGGAACUGUGUCAGAGAUUAUAUAAACUGCACUUCCAGCUGCUGUUGCUUUUUCAGUCCUACUGUAAACUUAUUGGACAAGUGCAUGAAGUCAGUUCCAUGCCAGAGCUGUUAAAUAUGUCAAGAGAACUGAGUGAGUUGAAGAAAAAUCUGAAGGACGCUACUGCUGCAAUCGCAGCUGAGCCUCUGACGACGGAAUCUGAGCCCACAUUCAAUUCUACGGAAGCAGCUAUUCAGUCCAUGCUGGAGUGUUUGAAAAACAAUGAACUUGUUAAAGCUGUCCGGCAAAUAAGAGAAUGCAGGAUUUUGUGGCCCAAUGAUAUCUUUGGAAGUAGCUCUGACGAUGAAGUCCAGACACUACUGAACAUUUACUUCCGGCACCAAACCUUGGGUCAGACGGGCACCUAUGCACUGGUGGGCUCCAACCAGAGCCUGACUGAAAUCUGUACCAAAUUAAUGGAACUGAAUAUUGAGAUCCGCGACAUGAUUCGCAGAGCUCAGAGUUACCGGGUCAUCAAUACUUUUCUUCCAGACUCCAGCAUUUCCGGCACAAGUCUCUGACAGGACUCUUGUGUCCUCUUUCGAGCUGGGAGUGCUGCCCUGUUGGAGUGAGGUGGCUCAAUGUCUUCUCAGCCUUACAAAGGUUUGGUCAAACUGUACUCACUCUUGUUACAUUUAAGAUUUCUUCUAAAAAGAUAUGGGCUGAGCUUCAAAUGUGUAGCAAUACUGUAAGGACAAAGGUAGCGUAGAGCAUCUGGAACAACAUCCUUUGUUCUCUGUUGCACAAAAAUCAGUUAGCAUUUCACUGAGCAAUUGCAACUCACUACUGAAGAAGUGACUUCCAUUGCAUACCAAAGCCUACUACACUGAACAAUACUUCCUUUAUAGCAAAUUAAUUUUAGGUUGGCAAAAGUGCAAUGUUUCCUUCACAAAAUAAUAUUUUUUGUUUAAAAAAAAACCAACAAACUUUUACAUGUUUUCCUUUUUUCUUUUAUUCGGUUGAGUGAAAGAUGGGCAGAAUGAAGCUGGCCACCGAAUCUUGCAAACUUGUUGGUCAAAAGCUGAGAGCCUGUGUAUAUGAAACAAAUUGUAAAUGGACUACAGUUUAAUGUACACUGUAAUUUGAAUA
Molecule: messenger RNA, 1132 nt
Organism: Phaethon lepturus (White-tailed tropicbird)
Lineage: Eukaryota; Metazoa; Chordata; Aves; Phaethontiformes; Phaethontidae
Product: protein furry homolog
Exons: 3
Biological process (GO): neuron projection development; cell morphogenesis
Cellular component (GO): site of polarized growth; cell cortex
Source: RefSeq, a predicted model, not a curated record